GUCAAAUUUGACAUUAACUCUAUUAUCUCGACAACAACCAAAGAGCAAAAUCCCAUAAAUCCCUUCAUUCCUUCUGUCAAAUAAAGAGAGCAAAAAGCAAAACAGAAAUGUAAUUUUAUUCGGUAAAUAAUUGUGCAUUUACAUGUCGUAAUAACAAUUUACCUCAUAUUUCAACAUAAAAACAAUAUAAAGAAUAGUAAUGACAGACAUGGAAGUACAAGAAGCAUUAGCCUCCCUGGACAUGUUGAUGUCUGAAUUUUUUGCUCCAACUACAAGUAACCAUAGGAAGAGGGAAAUCGAAAGUAUGCUUGAAAAUUUUUCCAAUCGCCAAGAUUCUUGGAAACAUUGUUUAAUGUUCUUGCAAAAAUCACAGAAUCAAUAUGUUUUAAUGUUUACGUUAACUACUUUGGAGAACAUAAUCAACAGGCAAUGGAUAAGUUUGUCUGAUAAUGAAAAGACAGAAAUUCGUCUUACUCUGUGGAAUGAGUUAAUGGCAAAGCAUGAAGUAAUGCUAUAUUUUAUUAGAAACAAAGUGGCAGCCUUGAUGGUCUCUAUUGCCCGUUAUGACUGGCCCCAUCUGUAUCCUGAUUUCUUUAGUAACAUUGUAGAGCUUAUUAAGUGUGAGGGACGCCGCUGCCUUCUCGGUCUGGUGCUAGCACAGGCGGCUAGUGAGGAGCUGGGCGCAGCAAGGGACACUGGUGUGUUGCUUCCAUCUGCUCGCCGCAAUCAGUUAGAGAGGUUAAUGCUUAAAGGCAUGCCUCAAAUGCUAGCAGCUCUUAGUGCUAUACUGGAAAGAAAUGCCCAGAAAGAGGGUCAGUCCAAUCCUCCUCCAUCGCCAACCAGUGGUAUACCGCAGACUUCUGCGCUUCCUGAUUUGCUAGCAAAUGCACAUGAUGUUCAUAACGUUGAUAAGUCUUUAAAUAUGGAGAUAGUUGUGAAAUGUUUGACAACACUCCAGCAUUUAUUUUCUUGGCUUCCUUUAUCUUCACAUGUACCACCAUCACUUGUGACUACAGUAUUUUAUUGGGGAAGCAUAGCUACGCAAUCACAGAGUAUGGAGGCGGCGUUGAGCGGACUGGGCGGUGUGUGCGAAUUAUUGUAUAGGCGGUACGCGCCGCCGUCGUCCGCCGCCACCGCGCUGCGCUUGCACCACUGCGCGCUACGGCUACUGCGACACCUCACGCACUUGCCGCACUACAUGAUGCGCGCGCACCACGAUUAUCUAAACAAACUAGCAGAGUUCCUGAAACUAUUUGUAUCGUUGCAUUUUAAACGACUUGAAGCAGAACCCGAGUUCAAUGCUAUAGAAUUCUUAUCGUAUUUAUUCCAAUAUACAUUCCAGGUGCCCACAUGUGCUAUUUUUAUAAAUUGUCUAGACAUAUGGAUACAGUUUAUUGAUAUUCUAAAGCCAGAAGAUACUGCCAAAUAUUGGGAGGCUUUGCAAGCACUUGUCGAUCGAGUGUUGAAUAAAAUUCAAUUUCAACAUAACAAGGCACAACUUCAACAUCUCGACAAUGACGUAUGCGAUGAUGACGGUGAGACUGAAUGGCAAACAUUCCUGAAACAUUGUAUUGAAUGUAUAGCACGAGUCGCAGAUUUAGCGCCGUUGGAUAUUUUUACCAAUGUGUUGGAAAGGUGGCAGUGCCUAGUAGGAGUGCACGCGCGAGCGGCGGGACGAGUGACAGGCGGCGCGCCAGACGCGGAGCGACUGCUCGCCGCGCUGCUGGAUCUCGCCACGCUCACGCGCGUGCUGGGUCGCCUCGCGCCCGCACUCGUGCCAGACACGGAGAGUCCUCACCGCGCGGCGGGCACGGCGCUGAUGGAGCGCACGUGCGCCGCGCUGGCGGGCGCUGCCCUCACGCGCCCGCACCGCUCGCCGCACUCGCCCGCUCACACACACGCGCACGUGCAGGUUCAUGCUGAAAUGUUUGCCUGUAUGGGAGCAUGGUGUUGCUACGCAAACGAAUGCGGCGUCCCAAGUCACACGAUGGAAGGUUUAUUUACAUCCGCAGUGCCAUUUCUACUGCCACACGAAAUACCAGAACCGCCAUUACUAUGCCACGCUGCAGCACAUUUGCUGCUUAGUUUAUCGAAGAACGUGAAGGUCGCAAAUGACCCCGUGACGUUAGUAGGAGAUCUUUACAAUCACGCACAGCGAUCAUUACAUUAUUUAGAACCAAAGACUGCUGCGGUUGUUCGUGAGGCGCUUCUCUCCUUAUUACUGGCGCGGGGUCCAAACGUCGGAACAGGGUCUGGUUCGGGGGCGGUGGUAGGGGCGGGGGGAGAGGCGGCGCGCGGUUUAUUGGCCGCGUGGACGGCGCCUCUGCCAGUUGCCGGCCCGGCGGCGACGUUGCCACCCCUCACUGCCUUACUGCACGCUUUCGCGCACGCUCCUACCAAUGCCAAGAAGAUAAUAGCAGAGAGCAUGCAAGGCGCGGCAGAGACGGCUCUGCGCAUGUUGUGUGAACCAUUGUACGCGACCGCCGAGACUGAGAUAACAGAGUUCUUUUUCGCGCUGUUUACGGCCCUGCUGCCGCAACUGGGCAAUUUUGCAUUCACCGCCAUCGAUGUUUUCUUGGAAGUUGCGCAAAGAGGUGGCGGUGAUAGCAGCCUGGAGCGGUUGGUCGAGUGCGUUCGUCUCGGCGUAGAGGCGGGCGGCGGUGGAGUCCGAGUGCGCGCCGUGCUAGCGCUGCUGCACGCGCAAGCGCUGCCUCGCGCGCACCAGCACGCGCCCGACCUCGCGCGCGCCUCGCACCGCUUGCUGGCCAGCGUCCUCAUACACCGUUGGCGGUACUUCUUCACCGUGAAAUGUGAAGGCGAGGAAAGCGCUCGACGCCUGAACGAGCUUCGCGAAGCGCUAUCAGCGUUAGGCCGCUCGCUGCUGCAGCCGGACAUAGAGCUGCUGCGCAUCAACAUAGAAACCCUCGACACGUUAAACACCAAGUGGAAACUGUACCAUAAGACGAUAUUCCGCAACGAGUUCCUGUCGGAGUUCUUGUCUGUAUUGCUGGCGAGUUUAUCGGAGGGAGGGGCACGCGCGUUGCUACGAGACGAAGUGAUGGCCGCGGUGCACAGCAUGGCGGCGGUAGACUUUCACGCGUUCCGCGCCGCCUUCCUGCCGCACUUCCUGGCUGCGCUGCCCGGCCUCGCACCCCACCAUCGCGACUUGCUCGCCGACUUCCCCGCGGACACGGAUUUACCAACAUUUACUCAAAACAUCCAAAGGCUGAUGAACGACGUGAACUGUUACCGAGCGUACAAUGCGCUCGCACCGCCAGGCAUGACCGCAUAGCACACACCCCACAUUAGCUGAGAAUUGAUGGACUAUUGACCAUUAUUGACAUAUUAGGGCUGUGAUAACAGUAUGCACUUUAAACAAUGAAGGACCCUUUUAACAAAAGAAUGAAUCUAGCGAUUGUUUCUUGUACGCGAGAGUUAUGAUUUAGAUACAUUAUAUUAUAUGUAUUGAUUUCGUAGACUGUUUCGAUUUUAGUUUUAACGCUUGAUGAAUAAUAUUAUAUAGUUUUGGGUGCACUGCUUGUUUAUGCGUAGAGAAGUGUAAGGGUGGAUUCUUUUUAUGGAUUUAUGUCGGACGGAAUAUAGAGAAUUAUUUGGUGAAGACAUAAGAGUAGUGUUUGUGUUAAUCUUAUAAAAAAAUAAUUCCCAUGUAUACUUUACUAAAAGGUUGCGAGUCAGCAGCCAAGCUUACUUAUAGUAUGUUGUACUAAUGUUAAAAAAAAUGUUUACAGAAUGGGACGCAUUUGCAGUAGUUAAAAAUUAAAUAAUAUAGUAUAACCUAGUCUACGUGAUGAUUAUUAAAAUUCUUUUAAUCAAUUUAAGAUAUGCAUCUUCUAAUACGAGUAUAUGAUGGGUUAGCAUUCCUUGUUAGACAUCAUCGACGCUUCCCAUCAGACGACAUGGAGGUCAAAAUCAAAUUAUAUCAGAUUUGAAUUUUCAGUCUCGAAAAUUUGACUGUAAUUUUAUUGCAAGACUUAACUUUUGGUUUCACCUUAGAUGAAUAAAUCAAAAAGAGAAGAUACGGCACGCUUUUACUUGCGUCAAAUAAAAGAUUAUCCGACUCAACUAUUUAACCGAGACAGAACGGUAGGUUUUAACGCAGCGCGAGCGAGUCCGCGUCUGUUGACAACCGACUGCGCAUACUUUUUGUCUGUACCAACGGCUGAGCUGUAUUGUUGCCAUAGACGUAUAAGAAUAGAGAAGGGGAGAUAUAGACUACUAUAAAUGGAAGUGUCCCUCUUCGUGUUCCGUAAUAGAAAGAGAAAGAAGAUGAGAGACCGCUAGCUUUCUCUCUCUAAUCCCGCAUGCGUAUUUAUCAACCGUAAGCAUCUUACUAUUUCGAUGUGAU
Chilo suppressalis (striped riceborer) is the source of this 4366-nucleotide messenger RNA. NCBI's taxonomy places the organism in Eukaryota, Metazoa, Arthropoda, Insecta, Lepidoptera, Crambidae. The record is from the annotation of a GenBank genome assembly.